This is a messenger RNA of Trypanosoma rangeli, 329 nucleotides long. Its product is annotated as vesicular transport-associated repeat protein. NCBI's taxonomy places the organism in Eukaryota, Euglenozoa, Kinetoplastea, Trypanosomatida, Trypanosomatidae. The transcript has a single exon. The record is from RefSeq and is a predicted model, not a curated record. The annotation marks the transcript as partial.
AUGAUCAACAAGGCAACGACUUCACCACAACGUACACACUGCGCAACACAACUAACGACAAUCGACGAGUAACGGACAACAAUCAAAGAAAAGUAAAAGACAACAACGUGAAGAGUUUCCACAAAGAAAAGGAGGCACGUCACCUAGCUGAGGAGGAAGCACGUCGCCUGGCUGAAGAGGAAGCACGUCGCCUGGCUGAAGAGGAAGCACGUCGCCUGGCUGAGGAGGAAGCACGUCGCCUGGCUGAGGAGGAAGCACGUCGCCUGGCUGAGGAGAAGCACGUCGCCUGGCUGAAGAGGAAGCACGUCGCCGUGUUGAUGUGGAUUUAG